UUUCUAAUCAUUUAAUGGAGAACAGUCAAUAGAAGAAGUUCGAAUUUUCUUUUUUCGUUAAAAUUAAAGUAGAACAUAUUUCGAGAGAAUUAAUACAAAAACGAUUAGUUUAUCGAAGAAAGAUGUCGUUAACUUCUUUCGUCUUAGGAUUCUUGUUUAUCACAACUUAUUUGACGAUUGAUAUCGAUACACAAUCGAUUAAACCAGAGACUAAUUCGAAUCCGAAUUCAGAAAUAAAAUGGACGAUUUAUGAUCUGACUGGUCGUAUAGUUAACGGGUCAAAAGCAUCUUUGAGACAAUUUCCUUAUCAGGUAUCCUUGAGAGAAACUCACAGCUACGUACAUUUUUGCGGAGGAUCGUUGAUACACGAAAAAUACAUUCUCACAGCUGCCCAUUGUAUGUUCGAUGAAAGUAUACAAAUACAACCCUGGAUGAUCACUGUAGUUGCCGGUGAACUUCAGCUCUGGCAGCCAACCUCGACUGGUCAGAGAAGAGGCGUGGAAAAGAUUAACGUUCAUCCUAAUUUCAAUAGCGUCACGUUAGAGAAUGACAUAACUAUACUUACUCUCAAAAUAUCGUUUAAAUUGACACCUGAAGUGAACAUAGCCCCUUUGACGGAUCAUACGCCUAUUCCAACGACGAUCUGUCAGGUGGCAGGAUGGGGUUAUCCAAAUGAAAAUUAUCCUGUGACGUCCGAGGAUCUUAUGUUCGUGGAUUUACCACUGAUGAGUCGUGACUUAUGCAAGGAACUUUUGAAAAACAUAACAGACUUCCCGCCAGGGAUGAUUUGCGCUGGAUACAUGGAGGGUCAAAAAGACGCUUGCCAAGGAGAUUCUGGAGGCGGUAUGAUAUGUAACGGCGAGUUAACUGGUAUAGUUUCCGGUGGAAACGGUUGCGCUCGUCCACGUACCCCUGGUGUUUACACAGACAUUUAUUUCUACAUCAAUUGGAUCGCGGAAAUCACGGAGGAAGAUACGUUCCUUAAAAAAAAGAUGGCAAUUAAAGAUGAGUCAGGCAUGGAACAGGUGAUGGCUUCCAUGAUCUUGCCAUCAAUUGCUUUUUUUAUAUUGUAUCAUGUCUGAUAAAUGUUUUUUUUUAAUUAAAUAUAUAUAUAUAUAUAUUUAUAUAUAUAUAUUUAAUUUAUUUAAUAUAUUUAAUACUCUCAUUAACUAUAUAUUUAUAUAUAUGUAUAUAUUUAUUUAUAUUUUACUAUAUAUUUAUACUUAUUUAUACUUACUAUAUAUUUAUACUAUAUAUAUAUAUUUUCGCUGAAAAAACGAUAAUAAAUUUAUUUAUUUAUUUUUU
Molecule: messenger RNA, 1305 nt
Organism: Apis cerana (Asiatic honeybee)
Lineage: Eukaryota; Metazoa; Arthropoda; Insecta; Hymenoptera; Apidae
Product: trypsin
Biological process (GO): proteolysis
Molecular function (GO): serine-type endopeptidase activity
Source: RefSeq, a predicted model, not a curated record